AGGUUUUGGCUUGGACCGACGGGCCACAGGGGGCCCGUGUCCCAGCCCCCACGCCGUCAGCCCGAGCUCGGGCGGCGGCACCAUUCCACGUUUAUAUUCCCCUCCCCGCCGCGCGCGCGAUAGGUCGCCCGCGUGGCACAGGAGGGCUCGCCGUGCGCGCGCAGCCGCUCGCCAGCUUUGGCGGCUGGCUAGCGCGCGCGCGCGCGCGCUCCUGGCCCGCCACCACGGCGAGCACCUGUGCAGGCCUCGCGGCGGCCCUGGCGACAUGGCGGGCGACGGGAGCAGCCUCCAGUCGCCGUCGGCGUCGGCAGCCGGUCCGCCGUGGCGCGCAGGAGCUCCAGCGGCAGGGAGAGGCGAGCCUGUCUGGCCAUGCGUCGCCAGCAGGACGUGCGGUUUCAAGGCAACUUUCAGCAGCAGGGCCACCUGCUGGCAGUGCGGCCGCGACCGACAAGGGCGGUUUCCUAUCGGCGGUGGUCUACAACGUGCACCACGUACCAGGUCAGCGUCGGCUGCGCGUCGCCACCGUGGCCACGCGGCUCCUCCUCGCGCUGCAGGUGCUUCUGGUGCUGACGGUGCCUCCGCCAAGUCGGACGAGUCCGAGGCCCUCGUGCGGGCUCGCAAGGCAUUGGCGGCCUUGCGACGGUUGCAGUAUGACGACGACCAUCCGUCCAUCGUCAAUCUCACCCGCGAGGUCCGAGCGCUGGAGGCAGAUGAGCGUCGCCGUCGGCCACCCGACGCCGUCCUGCGCAGCGGCCAGGACCGCUUGGCUGCGAAGACCAAAGAGAAGGAGGACAAGGACAAGCAGCUGGUUGCAGCGAAAGCUCAAGUCGUGGACCUGCGCAAGCGCUCCGAAAGCCUCUCCGUUGAAGUGGGUGCCCUGCAGCAGGAGGUUGCCGAGGCGAGGGCCCUGGCGACGGUCUCGGCCGCGGGCCACAACGGGCUGGACCUCGCGGCCAUGGCGUCCAAUAUGCUCAAUCUCCAGACGCUCAUCGGCAACGCCCAGCAGUCCGUGGGCGCGGGCCCCCGCCGGGCCCCACAGGGCCGUCGGAGAGUACGGCUCGGGGCGAAGCGCCGGCCCUGCAGGGCGAGGGUCGGGGCCUCGGAUUGACCUCUGGCGGCCCCGCGUGCCAGCUAAUCAGGGCGUCGGAUGUCAGCUUGGAAAAAUGCUUGGACUGGACAAACAAAUUCCAG
Molecule: messenger RNA, 1191 nt
Organism: Prorocentrum cordatum
Lineage: Eukaryota; Dinophyceae; Prorocentrales; Prorocentraceae
Source: the annotation of a GenBank genome assembly